This is a messenger RNA of Petromyzon marinus (sea lamprey), 1997 nucleotides long. RefSeq names its product claudin-4-like. The record is from RefSeq and is a predicted model, not a curated record. Lineage: Eukaryota; Metazoa; Chordata; Hyperoartia; Petromyzontiformes; Petromyzontidae. Gene Ontology annotation, cellular component: membrane; bicellular tight junction. Gene Ontology annotation, molecular function: structural molecule activity.
UAAUUCUGUGUGAGUCGGAGUCUGUGUGUGUUUAAUGUUGUUGCUGUGUGUGCUUGAGUCUCCGUGCGUUCAUCUCUUUGCCUGUGAGUCAUGUGUCUCUGUGUAAAUCCGUGUGAUGUGAGCCUUAGUUCGCUUUGUCCGCGAGUGAGUCCUGCGAGCGAGCGAGUGAGUGAGGAGUCCGUGGCGCCGUGUCACAGGAGGAGCAGGAUGGGUCACGCGGCCCCGCUCGCCCUGGCUGCCCUCUGCGUCUCGGCCGCGGGCCUCGCAUUGGCCGUUGCGGCCGCGGCCGCGCCGCAUUGGCUCUCGCGGGCUACACUGGGCGCCUACCUGGUGCAGGACGAGGUGUUCAGCGAGGGGCUUUGGCAAACGUGCGUGGAGCGCGCGCUGCUCGGCCACCGCCAGUGCUCCGAAUACUUCACGCUGCUCGCGGCGCCCGGCGCCCUGCAGCCGGCGCGCGCCCUGCUGCCCCCCGCCGUGCUGCUCGCCCUGCUGGGCGUCGCAGUGGCCGCGCCGCCCGCAUGCUGCCGCUGCCGGGCGCCGCGCCUGCUACUCGCAGGCGGCUGCGCGCUUGGCCUCUCCGGCGCGCUGUGCCUCGCCGCCGUGGGGUUCGUGUGCGCGCGCGUCGUCAGGGACUUCUUCGACCCCUUCGUCCCGGAGCCCCAGAAGCCCGAGUUGGGCUCCAGCAUCUACGUGGGCUGGGCCGCGUCGGCCGCCCUUCUGUGCGGCUGCGCCCUGCUGCUGUGCUCGGCGUACGCGCAGCAGCAGCAGCAGGAGGAGGAGGCGCGCGACCUCGACCCCACCGCCCCCUCCAACGCGCGCUGGCCGCAGCGCGUCUCCUACAUAUGAGCUGGCGGGCAGCUCGCAGAAUCCGGCACUGAUUCUCGUUCGUCUUUAGCACGUUGCUCUUGCGCUUCAAGUUAGAGUGCUGCUGCACCAUGGAUCGUGUUAGUACGACGUGUUAGUGUCACUGCCGGGUGGAGUGCUCUUGCGCUUCAAGUUAGAGUGCUGCUGCACCAUGGAUCGUGUUAGUACGACGUGUUAGUGUCACUGCCGGGUGGGUUACUCUGUGCUUCAAGUUAGAGUGUUGCUACAGCAUGGAUCGUGUUAGUACGACGUGUUAGUGUCACUGCCGGGUGGAGUGCUCUUGUGCUUCAAGUUAAAGUGCUUCUACACCAUGGAUCGUGUUAGUACGACGUGUUAGUGUCACUGCCGGGUGGAGUGCUCUUGCGCUUUAAGUUAGAGUGUUGCUACAGCAUGGAUCGUGUUAGUACGACGUGUUAGUGUCACUGCCGGGUGGGUUACUCUGUGCUUCAAGUUAGAGUGUUGCUACAGCAUGGAUCGUGUUAGUACGACGUGUUAGUGUCACUGCCGGGUGGAGUGCUCUUGCGCUUUAAGUUAGAGUGUUGCUACAGCAUGGAUCGUGUUAGUACGACGUGUUAGUGUCACUGCCGGGUGGGUUACUCUAGGCUUCAAGUUAGAGUGUUGCUGCACCAUGGAUCGUGUUAGUACGACGUGUUAGUGUCACUGCUGGGUGGAGUACUCUGUGCUUCAAGUUAGAGUGUUGCUGCACCAUGGAUCGUGUUAGUACGACGUGUUAGUGUCACUGCUGGGUGGAUUACUCUGUGCUUCAAGUUAGAGUGCUGCUACACCAUGGAUCGCGUGUGAUCGUUUUAUUCCCACUACCCCUGCUCAUUUGUCCGAGUUCUUUUUUAAAGCUGAAUGGAUCCUGGAAAGUGGACGCGUAUUGUAAAUAAAGGCAGAUCUUGGUGUGCUUGAGGAGCGAUUUCCAGCUUUGUGGAAGAUCAAACCGCUGGGGAUCUUUGGCACCGUUCACCAUUCAUGUUCAAUACAAGCACCUACAUACAUAUAUACCAAGCUGCUGCUGCUGCUGCUGCUUCAAGCGAAGUUAUUGGUGGAGUAACGGGCGAGUUGAAAAUGAUAACGGGGUUUUGUUAGAUACCGUCAGUGAGAGCAACUAACAGAGUGCACCAAUCCCC